Molecule: messenger RNA, 2809 nt
Organism: Cynoglossus semilaevis (tongue sole)
Lineage: Eukaryota; Metazoa; Chordata; Actinopteri; Pleuronectiformes; Cynoglossidae
Gene: rap1gap2a
Product: RAP1 GTPase activating protein 2a
Exons: 23
Coding region: 593-2809 (738 amino acids)
Biological process (GO): regulation of small GTPase mediated signal transduction
Cellular component (GO): cytoplasm; plasma membrane
Molecular function (GO): GTPase activator activity
Source: RefSeq, a predicted model, not a curated record
GGAGCAGACAGGAAGGAGGGAGGAGAGCAGCAGCAGCUGCAGACAGAGAGAGAAAAGGCGAGAGUAUGUUAGAAGAGGAGUGAGAGGUGGGAAUGUUGAGGUAGACACAGAGAUGCAGUGAAAGUCCAUCUGUCAGUGCUGCAGAUCUCCGUCCUCUCUUCAGGAUCAGUGACGUUCUGUGGAGCUGAGAUGUUCUGAGCCACAGGACGAUGAGGGAAUGAAGGCGCGAGUUCACCUUGAGCAGGAGUCCAACUGUGCCGCUCUGGACCUUUGGGAUUACCACCGGUGCUCGUUGAUCCUUCCAGAAGGAACAACCACAGAUUUGAGAAACCUGAUCGUAGACCACAGCGGCCUCUGAAGAUCCAACCUUCUGAGGGUCAAUAACAAACCCGGUACCAGACCUAAGAGAGGUUUUUGGUUUGACAGAAACUUUAAAACCCACACGGUGCCAAAACUGUGGCACAUACAGCUGAUCCUGGAGCCUCAAAGAGCCACAACCAAGCAGGUCCUUGAUUCAAGGAACCCUGGAGGCAGCCUGACCUUGGACCAGCUAUCACCAGAACCCCCGCGGACCCCAGAGGAGACGUCCACCAUGUCUCAAACCGGGGGAAGGUUCCACAACAAAAAGGCUGGCAUCCGGGCUGCUGUGAUCCUGAUUGGACUCCUUCACAAGUCCCGCAAGGCCAAGGAGAAGGAACGGGAGAAGGAACGGGAGAAGGAACGGGAGAAGGAGGAGAGCGAAGGGAAACAGGAGCAGCUGAACAUCACCAGUGUUCCUCUGGGAGAAUGUCCUCCAUCACCGCCCCGCACUGCUCCACCCAGCAUGAAGUCGGCAGAGUUCUUCGAAAUGCUGGAGAGAAUGCAGACGCCUAAAGCUGAGGAGACCAAAAAGUGGAAGGAUGAUUAUAUUCCCUAUCCACGGAUAGAAGACGUCCUGGAAAAGGGGGGUCCAUAUCCACAGGUAAUUCUGCCUCAGUUUGGGGGUUACUGGAUAGAGGAUGCAGAAGCCCCGGCCGGGACCCCCUCCUCCUCUGAGUCCAGUUUCUGUGAGGAAGAGGACAGAGAAGACGGCAUGAGCCCAGGCGGGGGCCACAGUUACCGCCUGGAGUGUAACAGCACGGCACGGGCGUACCGCAAACACUUCAUAGGCAAGGAGCACAUGAACUACUACUGCACGGGCAGCAGCAUCGGUAACCUCAUCAUGUCCUUGAAACACGAGGAGGCCGAGGGCCAGGAGUUCCUACGCAUCAUGCUCAGGUCAAGGACCAAGACAGUCCAUGACAGGGUCUCUUUAGCAGGACUGAACCAGCUGCCCACUGUGCCUCAGAUUGCAAAGCUUCUGUGUGAUGACGCCACAGGACUGAGGUUCAACCCAGUCCUUUACCCCCGGGGUUCCCAGCUGAUUGUGGCUUAUGACGAACAUGAGGUGAACAACACAUUUAAAUUUGGAGUUGUCUACCAGAAGUUUGGACAGACCUCAGAGGAAGAGUUGUUUGGAAACAAUGAAGAGACACCAGCUUUCAAAGAGUUUCUCGGUAUCCUGGGGGACAACAUUGAACUUCAGGACUUUAAAGGGUUUCGUGGCGGUCUGGAUGUCUCUCAUGGACAGACUGGUUCUGAAUCUGUCUACACCGUCUUCAGACAGAGAGAAAUCAUGUUCNUCCUGUCUACUCAGCUUCAGAGGAAGCGGCACAUAGGAAACGAUAUCGUGGCUGCGGUCUUCCAGGAGGAAGCCACGCCAUUUGUCCCAGACAUAAUCGCCUCCAAUUUCCUGCACGCGUACGUCCUGGUGCAGGUGGAAAACCCAUGUACUGAUCACACAACAUACAAGGUGUCUGUUACUGCCAGGGAAGACGUUCCUCCUUUUGGACCCCUUCUUCCGAACCCUGCCGUCUUCAAGAAGGGGCCGGAGUAUCGACACGUAAAGCUGAUCAAUGCUGAAAACGCCUGCUACAAGUCGGACAAAUUUGCCAAACUAGAGGGGCGAACACGAGCCGCCCUGCUGGACAACCUUCAUGACGAACUGCACAGGCAGAGCCAGGCCACGCUGGGCCUGGGGCAGCCGGGAGAGGAGGACAAGCUGGAGAACGGUGGACACGGGGGUCUGCUGGAAUCCUUCAAGAGAGCCAUGCGUGUCAGGAGCCACUCCAUGGAGACCAUGGUGGGGUCUCACCGUCACCGGAGCCCCGGUGUGGGUGGAGGGGUGCCAGCCAGCCUGAGUGGUGGAGGACUGCCUCAGAGCACCAGCGAAUGCACAAAGAGCACUUUCAAUCCUCCAGUAUUACCAGGAAAGUCUCCUCUGAAGAGUCCGGUCAAGCGGCGCUCAGGCCUCUUCCCUCGUCUCCACUCCAGCACAGACACACCCUCAGACAAACAAACACGCAGUGACCAAAAGCCCACUGAGACCUGCCCACUGUCCCAAGAAGUAAAGUCAGAGACAUCAUCCAACCCAAGUUCACCAGAGAUCUGCCCCAAUAAAGACAGGCCGUUUGCCAAGCUGAAGGACUGCAGCAGCAGUCGACCAAACAUCUCCCGUUCCUCAUCCAGCACCAGCAGCUUCAGCAGCACCACGGGAGAGACUGAGGUUCUGGAGGAACUGGAACCAUCUGUCCUUCAGGGGGGCCACCCGUCAAUCACUUCCUCCUCUGCCUUCAGCCCGACCCUGAGCGUGGACAGCCAGGCCUCAGGUACGCCGGUCAUCAUGUGCCGCAGUCCGACAGCUGUAGAUGGAAAAAACAAGACGUCACCCAGGUCAAACUUGAAGUUCCGCUUUGACAAAAUAAGCCACUCAUCCACAGCUUCUGAGUAG